This is a messenger RNA of Paramuricea clavata, 1024 nucleotides long. The record is from the annotation of a GenBank genome assembly. NCBI's taxonomy places the organism in Eukaryota, Metazoa, Cnidaria, Anthozoa, Malacalcyonacea, Plexauridae.
CAGAAGCUUUGUCAGGCAUUGCACACUAAUUUUGAAAUUAAGUGAUAAAUUUAUUAAAUUCAGCAGAUCCUUCCUCAACAAACUGAAUGAAAUAAUCUUUGAAGUCAUUUGCCGAAACGGUCCGAAAGUCCCCCCCCCUUUUUAUACGCCAGUGAUAUUUUUACUCAGCGGAAAUUCUGUGUUCACAACAGUUUAGCGCAUUUAUAUUUCGAUCACAAAAUUAUUUCAUUUCUAUCGUUUAUUCUUUUCUUUUAAAUUAGUUUAUACUUGGAAUUGAAGAAUAUAUAUAAUAUAUAUUGCUAGAAGAAAUUUUGAAGUUAUGGCAGAAUUCCCAGUAGUAAAAACAACCCGUGAAAGCUGGUUCGAAGAGCAUCCAAAAUACUUGGAAAUAAAGUCCUAUGGUUACGAUGUGUGUUUACGAGAAGCCAUGUUUAUUUAUCUAGAUCUCAUUGAAGUCAAACAUUGGUUUGAUGUAGAACUGUGUCGUUGUGAUGCGAUUAAAAACGUUUAUAUUGUUGGCAGGCCUCUAAAGAAAUGCCAAAUUGAACUAGUUGUACCAACUGCAACCUCAAAUUUAUUCACUCAUGCAGACUUUCGUAGAAUUAUUACAGAGGUAUGCCAGGCUUAUAUGAGUUCUGGAAUGGGAGAGAAAUUUGGUGCAAGUGAAGCUAAAAGUGUUUAUUUGGCAAUCAUGGACAGUAGUUCUACAGUAGUUUAUUAUAAGAUGACUGAUGGACUUGUAUCCCCAGAUGAGGUUGGUGAUGAUGAUGCAGAAGUUGAUUCACUGAUAAGAUGGAAAAGGAGCAAUAAGAACAGACAAAAUAAAUCUUAAAUAAAGUUAUGCAGUGUAUUCUUUGUGAUUUGUUACCCUGACUAGACAUUUCACGAGACACUGACAUUUCAUAAUAUGAGCAUUGCUCAAGUAACAGCAGGCGCGGAUCCAGACCGUGGCAAAAGUGGCUCGAGCCACGGUCAGAUUUUUCCCACCUAAGAUUUUCCGGGGUUCACCUUUGUUGGAUACUGC